UGAUGUUCAGUGAUGCUGGUGUCUCUCAGUGCAGGUGAUCGUCAGCAGCAGUGAGGGAAUCACUCGCUCUCACGCGCCUCCAGUGCUCCACAGUCCUUCAUUACUCCAGUCUGUCGAUGUGAGACGCGGAUGACAAAGUUGAAAUCGCAGGUGCACGAAUCGAACCGUCCAUUUGCAGACGUUACAACGAAAAAGAGGAAUUAUAUCGCGAGUUUUUCUGUGAUGGCUUUAUGAGGUUGUGUGUGAGAUCUCUGGGAACAAUCGUGAGCAGCAUGCAUAGGCACGCAACAAGAGAGACCUUCCUCGUCCUCUUUCUCAUCAUCAGCCUGAUGUGGCCCAUACAUUCAGAGAUCUCCAACUGCGUCAUCAAACGUGAGGAGGAGAGAUGCUUGGAGCGAAUUGCCCUGCACGACCCUAAAGAUGACGAAGAGUUUGAGUGUCCGUGGGAGUGGGACAAUCUGACCUGCUGGCAGGCGACCAGUGUCGGCAAGGUCGUGGAGGUCAACUGUCCCGAGCUCUUCGAGUUCAUGAGUCCAGAGGAAGGGCUCGGCAAGAUCAGCAGAAACUGUACGGAGUUCGGUUGGUCUGAACCAUAUCCGCACUAUGUUGAUGCCUGUAUGAUUGGUGACAACACAACCAAACCUGACAUGUACUAUGCAUCUGUGAAAGCUCUCUAUACGGUGGGCUACAGCACGUCUCUGGUGUCUCUGACCACAGCUAUGGUCAUUCUGUGCCGCUUCCGGAAGCUUCACUGCACCAGGAACUUCAUCCACAUGAACCUGUUUGUGUCCUUCAUGCUGAGAGCCAUCUCUGUGUUCAUUAAAGACGGGGUCCUGUAUGCUGAGGAGGACAGCGACCACUGCUUCGUUCAUACUGUGGGGUGUAAGGCGGUGAUGGUCUUCUUCCAUUACUGUGUGAUGUCAAACUACUUCUGGCUCUUCAUCGAAGGUCUCUAUCUCUUCACGCUUCUGGUGGAAACCUUCUUUCCUGAGAGACGCUACUUCUACUGGUACACCAUCAUCGGCUGGGGAACGCCCACCAUUUGUGUGACCAUAUGGGCCGUUCUGCGCCUUCAUUUUGAUGACUCUGGUUGCUGGGACAUGAAUGAUAAUACUGCCCUCUGGUGGGUAAUCAAGGGACCCGUUGUGGCAUCAAUCAUGAUUAAUUUUGUCCUCUUCAUUGGAAUCAUCAUAAUCUUGGUGCAGAAGCUGCAGUCUCCAGACAUUGGCGGGAACGAGUCCAGCAUCUACCUGCGUCUGGCGCGCUCCACCCUGCUCCUCAUCCCUCUGUUCGGAAUCCACUACACUGUUUUUGCCUUCUCCCCGGAGGAUUUCAGCAAGCGGGAGCGACUGGUCUUUGAGCUGGGCCUGGGCUCCUUCCAGGGGUUUGUGGUUGCCGUGUUGUACUGCUUUCUGAAUGGAGAGUUUCUCCCUAAAGGUGCAGUCGGAGAUAAAGAGGAAAUGGAGGAGUUGGACGGUGAACAGGUACUUUGCUGUGGACCUGAAGCAGCAGCGUCAUCCUUCGCUAGCGAGCAGUGGGGUGAACGGGGGGACGCAGCUGUCCAUCCUCAGCAAGAGCAGCUCACAGAUACGCAUGUCCAGCCCUCUGGCCGAAACGGUCAACCUCAACCUGCCCACCUGAGCGCCUGAUUGGCCCGUCCGCUCAUAAGCCCCGCCCUCCAACUCACCCUCUUCACCUGCAGUAGGGCCGACCAAUCACAAUUAGAGAAGAACUAGUAAUAAUUAAUGAAAUCUCUGGAUAGUAUUUAAAGAUUCCAAACAAGAUCCAGAAUGUGUCACCCAUUAUCGGUUAGAAGCGAUUCGUCCAGGGAAAUAUUUAUAGUGCCAAAACUGUUUCAAGCUUAAAAGUUGCAAUUCAGGUUAGGAAGCUUUUUGACCAUAACGCAACUUUUUGAAGGCUUUCUAAUUAAUCUAAUAAGUAAAUAACAAUACAAGCAUAAAAGAAUGUAAUUUUAAUCAAUAAUAAUGCAGAACAGGGGCUGUAUGAUUCACACCGCAAUGCCAAAAUGAGAUCGCGGCGGAAAUUAGAGUGAAUUUUCAUAUCGCAUUUUGAGCCAUAGAGAAUGUGAACGGUUUGUGGUUAGAAUGUAGUCAGAGAAACAUCAAUCCAUCCAACAGCACAUUGCUUUCUAGUUUAAGUGUAAAUCAGAUAUCUACGGAGCCCCGCACAUGGCAUGCA
Sinocyclocheilus anshuiensis is the source of this 2199-nucleotide messenger RNA. RefSeq names its product pituitary adenylate cyclase-activating polypeptide type I receptor-like. The record is from RefSeq and is a predicted model, not a curated record. Gene Ontology annotation, biological process: cell surface receptor signaling pathway; adenylate cyclase-modulating G protein-coupled receptor signaling pathway. Bases 231 to 1649 code for a protein of 472 amino acids. Lineage: Eukaryota; Metazoa; Chordata; Actinopteri; Cypriniformes; Cyprinidae. Gene Ontology annotation, cellular component: plasma membrane. Gene Ontology annotation, molecular function: peptide hormone binding; vasoactive intestinal polypeptide receptor activity; G protein-coupled peptide receptor activity. The transcript is spliced from 14 exons.